AUGAUAACUGUUAUCAAACCAGAAAAAUUCGGUUGCAAGUUCAGCGUAUCAACAUUGGAGACCACUUCGGAGACAACAUUUUAUCUGUGCGAACUUAUCGACAUUAAUUAUGAUGGCCAAAGUGGUUUUAAUUUAUCAGCACAUGAACAAGACGAUAAUGUGAAUCAUUUGAAAGUGUCAAAAUCAAAGAUCAUUGAACUGCCGAAUUUAAUAUUUCGUAAAUACAAAAGAAUGAAAAUAUUUCAAGGUUCAAAUGUGCAAUUGAAAACUUUAACUGCCUUGUCGUUUAAUGGUGCUGCAAAGCUGGAGAAAGUUGCUUUAGAAAAUAAUAAAUUAGAAAGCAUUCCCAAUUAUGUCUUCAUACACUUAAAGCUUUUGAAAGUGCUUGAUCUAUCGAAUAACAAGAUCAAAACUAUUUCUGAUAACGCAUUCAAAUCUUUACAUAAUUUAAAAACAUUAAGCUUAGCUAAUAAUAAUUUAAUGACGAUCAAUGGAACAGCAUUUGAACAUUUAAUCUCACUCAAGUGGCUUCAUCUUAACAGCAACAAAAUAAGUUCAUUAAAUUCCGAAAGCUUUUCAAAUAAAAAUAAAAAACUUUUCGGAGUUUUUCUCGAAAAUAAUGAAAUUAAGAAAAUUUCCCGUUUUUCUUUUGAUUUCUUGAAGAGUUUGAGAUAUUUGACACUUUCUGGCAAUGAUUGUAUUAACAGAGAUUUCAAGGAAAAUGUAAUCGCAGAAAAUGUUUCAAUCAAAUAUGAAUUAAACGAAUGUUUUAAAGCUUACAAAAAUGACACUCCACCUGAAUGUUCGUCAGACUGUCGCGAAAAUGAAUUAAAUCGUUUGAUUAAUAUCGUUGAACGAGCUGAAAAUUGCACUAAUCAAGUGGCAAACUAUACAAGUAGUUUACUUUUUUUCAAUAAUUUAAUUGAGAACGAAAAGAAAACUUAA
This is a messenger RNA of Clunio marinus, 945 nucleotides long. The record is from the annotation of a GenBank genome assembly. NCBI's taxonomy places the organism in Eukaryota, Metazoa, Arthropoda, Insecta, Diptera, Chironomidae.